Messenger RNA from Ilyonectria robusta, 1699 nucleotides. Its product is annotated as Dolichyl-diphosphooligosaccharide--protein glycosyltransferase subunit WBP1. The transcript is spliced from 4 exons. Gene Ontology annotation, cellular component: endoplasmic reticulum membrane; oligosaccharyltransferase complex. Bases 164 to 1543 code for a protein of 459 amino acids. The record is from RefSeq and is a predicted model, not a curated record. Lineage: Eukaryota; Fungi; Ascomycota; Sordariomycetes; Hypocreales; Nectriaceae.
CGCUUGGCAAGGCUACGUAUCCCUCAACGCAGCUCACCAAGCUCCCCCCGAGCUGUCCACGUCUGCGUCUGCGUAUCCAGCGUGUUGCUUCCCAGAGACGCAAUCGCAAUCGCAACCGCAACCGCACCACCACCCAAUCCCUUCGCGACCAUCACAGCCCAAGAUGCGGUCGCUCGUGAGUUUCGCGCUCCUGCUCUUUACCGCCCUGGUUUCGGCCCUGAGCUCUGCCGGCAACCGCCUGCUGGUCGUGGUGGACAACGUCGAGGAGAAGGAUGCGUAUUCCAUCUUCUUUACCGAUCUGGCUGAUCGUGGAUAUGAAAUCACCUACGAGACGCCCAAGAGCGAUGCGUUGAGCCUGUUCGAGCACGGCGAGAGGAACUAUGAUCACCUCAUCUUCCUGCCCUCCAAGAUCAAGGGUCUCGGCCCCAACUUGACCCCCAACAUCCUCCUCGACUUCAUCAACGCCGAGGGCAACGUCCUCCUGACCAUGUCCUCUACCCACUCCGUCCCGACCUCGCUCGUUGCUCUACUCUCUGAGCUCGACAUCUCGCUCCCCACUGAGCGAACUGGCUCUGUCGUCGACCACUUCUACUACGACACCAUCUCCGCCCCCGAGACCCACGAUGUUCUCGUCCUCAACUCCCCCCCGAACGUUCGACCCGGCCUCAAGAAGUACUUCGAGAUCCCCGGCGCUGCCCUCACCCUCCCCCACGCCGUUGGCCACAGCCUCGGCUCCGGACCUCUCCUGACUCCUAUCCUGAGAGCCCCCGCCACGGCCUACAGCUACAACCCCAAGGAGCAGGCCGACGUCGUUGACCCCGAGGACCUCUUUGCUGCCGGACAGCAGCUGGCCCUCGUCUCCGUCAUGCAGGCUCUCAACUCGGCGCGCUUCACCCUCGUGGGCUCGGCCGAGAUGCUCCAGGACAAGUGGCUCGAGACCAAGGUUGCUCGACCUCAGGAGAAGGCGCAGUACACUAGCAACCGGGAGUUCAUGACUGCACUGUCGGCUUGGACCUUCAAGGAGCUGGGUGUCCUGAGAGUCAACAGCGUUGAGCACCAUCUCGACGGCGAUGAAGAGAUCAACCCCAGCAUCUACCGCGUCAAGAACGAUGUGUUCUACAAGAUUUCCGUCUCUGAGUACGCUUGGCGCCGCUGGGUUCCCUUCCAGGUUCCUGAGGGCGACGCUUUCCAGCUCGAGUUCUCCAUGCUUUCUCCCUUUGAGCGCCGAGACCUCGUCGCCGAGUCCGAGACCGCCCGUGAAACCAUCUUCACCACCAACUUCACCCUUCCCGACCAGCACGGCAUCUUCAACUUCAAGAUCAACUACAAGCGACCCUUCCUGACCCACGUCGAGGAUAAGCACACCGUCAGCGUCCGCCACAUGGCCCACGAUGAGUGGCCUCGCAGCUACGCCAUCUCUGGAGCCUGGCCCUGGCUGUCUGGUAUCGGAGUCACCGUGGUGGGCUUCGUGGCUUUCAGCGCCCUGUGGAUGUACAGCCAGCCCGUCAAAACGACCCCGGCUGGUGCGAAGAAGACUCAAUAAAGGAGAAAUGGAUCUGGGAAGGUGGAUUGUACAAUGUUUUGAGAGACGAGGGGCUCAUGGAUGAGCACUCGUAUGUAGAGUAAGGACAAAAAAUGGAAUGACAUAGAUGCGCAGUUUCUCGUCUAAAGUAUCAAAUUGGGUUUCUUCAUGAAUUUG